Molecule: messenger RNA, 3905 nt
Organism: Perca flavescens (yellow perch)
Lineage: Eukaryota; Metazoa; Chordata; Actinopteri; Perciformes; Percidae
Gene: gpr39
Product: G protein-coupled receptor 39
Exons: 2
Coding region: 550-1821 (423 amino acids)
Biological process (GO): G protein-coupled receptor signaling pathway
Cellular component (GO): membrane
Molecular function (GO): G protein-coupled receptor activity
Source: RefSeq, a predicted model, not a curated record
GGCUCACCGUGCCUGACGUAAUGUGGAACUGCCCUCCUAGGUGGGGGGAGGAGGAAACCUGUGUGAGUGCAGUGUUGGCUAACACUUUGCUCAGACUAAGGUGAAACCAACCUGAGCCUGGACUGAAAACCUACGAGGACUCUCGGGGGAUCCCAGAGGAUCAUCAGGUAGCCUACCGGGGGAGGAGAUGGGCCAGGCCGGGAUCCACAUCACACUGGACUUUCUUUUGGUGAUAGAGGACACCGAAUAUUGAAAACACACCAGAAACUUAAAAAGUGCUGACGGAUUCUCACAUUCUCUAACUGUAGUGUCAUGAAAUGUUCCAUCUGCUGUGAUUUGGAGUUUACCACCCACUGGGACACUCUCCUUGAAGAAUCAAGACAUUGUUCCAGACAAAGAUAAGUGUGCAGGCUUUAAGUUAUCUCGGAAAAAGGCUCCCUUCUGGCUCUAAUCGCAGAGACUUCACCCAGCAGACCUGAUAAGCUAAAGGGAAGAGGGGUGGGGGGGGAAUCAAUAUCUGGGGAAAUCUGAGCUCCCCACUCUGUGACCAUGAGUGAGAAAGUUCAGAAAGACUGGCGCGAGCUUGAACCCACCUACCCUGUCAAAAUCUUCCUGACGGUCCUGUACAGCCUCAUCCUGGUGACGGGCAUCCUGGGUAACUCGGUCACGAUCAGAGUGACCCAGGUGCUGCGGCGUAACGGCUACCUGCAGAAGAACGUGACCGACCACAUGGUCAGCCUGGCGUGCUCGGACCUGUUGGUCCUGCUCAUCGGCAUGCCGGUGGAGCUCUACAGCGCAAUCUGGUUCCCGUUCACAACCGAACAGGGGGACGCUCCGUGCAAGAUCUACAACUUCCUGUUCGAGGCUUGCAGCUACGCCACGAUCCUCAACGUAGCCACGCUUAGCUUCGAGCGCUACGUCGCCAUCUGUCACCCGUUCCGCUACAAAGCCUUGGGGGGCAAGCGCACCUCCGUCCUCAUCACCUUCGCCUGGCUGGUGUCCGUGCUCGUGGCCCUGCCGCUGCUGAUCGCCACGGGAGCACAGGGACACAUUCCCCACCGGGCGGACGCCCCCGCCCAGAAUCUGACUUUCUGUACCAACCUGCGGGAGCACUGGGUGAUGUACAGGGUCAGCAUCUUCGUGGCUUUCAUCGUGUACAUGGUCGUGGUGAUCGGCGUGGCCGUCAUGUGCUGGGCCAUGGUCCUGGUCCUGCGGAGACCUUUGGGAGGUGCGGAUGGCGGCGGCGGCGGCAUCAACGGAGCUCAAGGAGCCGCCAAGCACGAAGAUUCAAAGGCCAAGACAGCCAGGAAGCAGACCAUCAUUUUUCUUGGUCUCAUCGUGGGGUCCUUGAUGGUGUGCUGGCUUCCCAACCAGAUUCGUCGUCUUAUGGUGGCUGCCGUGCCCAAAUCCGACUGGACUAUUACCUUCUUCCGGAGCUACAUCACUCUCCAUCCUGUGGGCGACUGCUUCUUCUACCUCAGCUCCGUGCUCAACCCGUUCCUCUACAACCUCUCCUCCAGGCAGUUCAGGGAGGUUUUUGUCCAGGUGCUGCGGUGCCGCCUCACCAUCGAACACGUCAACAAGCGCACCGUGCGCAGUGCCCACCCUGCCUCCGCGCGCUCCCUCCAGCCGCUAUUGAAGUCGUUUCGUCGCAACAGGGCCGGCCACCCAACCCUCGCAGAAGGGAAAACUCAUCCCACCCUUACAACCAUUCAGAGUCAAAGUGACUCAGGAGUGGCUUCAAAUAGUCUUAGCCUGACUGAAGAGUCUGAUUUAAUUCUCCAAACAAAGACAGAUGUACCAUCGGAGAGUGAAGUAUAAUGUGCUGUACAAUUUAAUGCAACAAAAGUGAACAGUAAAAACAAGUGAGGGAUGCUUGUGCUUUGCCAUCAGAAACCAAUAAAGAGAUACUCCUUAUACACAGUAAACACAGUACAAAGUGUUAAUUCUGGAAUUUCACUAACAGAUCACGAUCAGCUGACAAUUUGGCACAAUAACAAGCUUCAUGGGACUCCUUAAGUAUGAAAUAGUUAUCAAGUCAGAAAGUGAUAAACACAAAAAGCUCAAAUAUUCAGUUAGCAUGAAGACCCUUGCCUGGGUCCAGACCUUUUGAAUCCACCCACAUCACCCAGUUGACUGAUUUGUCUGGCAUUGUGACAUGAAGUGGCGGUUUGUCGAUUGACAAACGAUCGACCCAAUGAGCGCCGCUGGGGUACUAACGAUCGACCCAAUCAGCACAAGGGGUGGCACUAACGCUGUUUAAAGCGUUGUCAAGCUGUGUUUACAUAGACAGCAUGUCUUUCAAUAUCUCCCAACAUCAUAGUUUGUUGUUGUUCCACUAAAGGAAAACUUUGCCAAUCCUCAACCAGCUCUAUGUUAUACUGUAUUAGUACAUGCAGGUGGAAAAGUCUGCGUUGCGUUAACCAGCAGACCCCCGCCAGUGAGUAAAGGGGUUUUUACACUAGACGCAUCCAAGGUGGCCAUCGUGACGUCAAAAUGACGUAAUAUCCAUGCCGGUGCGCCCGAUUUAUGGCGCACGAGCCGAGGUCGCGCACGGCUCUUUUUUUUUUUUUCAGCGGCGCGCAACAAAGCGGAAACAGGAGGCCUGAACGAGUUCACCGACAACCGGAUGCCAGGACUCUGAGUGACUGCAAGUCUCUCUGGGUAAACUUACUGGGUUAAGAUGGGUUCUUUUAUGGCGAAUGAAAGGCUCGAUCCGACAAAGUAGGUCAUCCAAUCAAAUCGAAGCAUUGACACUGUUUACCUUUUGUCUUCUUCUUCUAGUCCGUAGAAAGAGCAGCAUCGGUAGCCUUUGCUCAUUAGUGCCACCGCUGUUCAGGAGAAAACCGCAGCUACCGUCGCGAGCACCAGCGCGGGUAUAAAUGGUCACGGCGAUCCCAUGACGUCACAUUUGUACGCGCCAGCUGGGCUGCGUCUAGUAUAUAAGACGUUUAAGUGGGGAGCUGAGGGCGCGCAGGCAACACGGAGGGACACACCGUUUAUCUGCACACACUGCCCACACUGCAAUGACACAAAGCUGGUUGAAAAUUGGCAGAAUUUCACUUAAAAACAACGGCAAAACCAGUAUGUUGGAUUGGUUUACCAUCAUUGUGGAAUACUGAUUGGUUAGGAAAAAAUUUAAUCCUGGUCCGCGAGAAAUAAAAAAAAAUUGUUUAGAGUGGAGGCAAUGUCAUACUGAAGCGUAACGAGUUGAUAAUUCUGUCUGAUUAUCAGGCAAUGAAGACCCACAGCUUGAGUUAAAGGCAGUGGAGUUUGUGACCACUAGGGGUGCUAUGGAGCACUGUUUUGGUGUGCGGGUCUUACAAUGUUUGCAUCUCGUGGGCAAACAUCACAUGACAUGUAUACACUCAUUAAUACAACACAUUUAUAUCUUGUUGACUGCAGAGGGUGAACUUGCAAAUGUGCAUCCAAUUAGCUCCCAGGAACAGCAGUGAGCUGUAAGGCGAUUUUGGCUUAGUGGCCACAGUUGGAAUAGCAGGUCACAUGACGUGCACUGGCCCAAUAAUACUUGCCUAUACACAUUCAUUACAAAAGCAAAGACUGUAAAAUGAUAAUUACAAUACUCCAGAAUCACUCUUUAUAUCAUCAGAAUUUGAGCCUUUAGGUUCAUCAAAUUUCAAAAGUCAGGAAGAGCAGUAAAUAAGUAAAUAAUUUCAGGAAACCAGCAAGAAGUCAUUAUGCUCAAUGGGCCAAAAAGUGCAGCAGCCCGAGUAAGUUAAUAACUUUUCCAGUGUAUGCACCCAGUGAGCAACUUUCACUGGAAUGAACUGUGGUUUUCUAUGCCUUAAAUAACCAAUCCCAUGUCCCAAUGGUGUAAAUGUCUCCAUGUGCAUGAGGUUAAUAUGUUAACUGACAAAAAAUAAAGAAGUAAUUGUAUCCUGCAU